AUGUCAAUGGUCUUCCACGGAUUGAUACUGGUUAAGGAGCUUGAGUCAAGCUUACCGGAAAAGUCACCGGAAUCUCUAUCGGCCUCUCUCGAUGAGAUCGCAAAAACAUUCGGUGAUGCAAACGAGAGGCUGAAGAUAUUACUAGCGAUCAAGAACUCCGAGACCGCUUUAAACCAAUCUAAACCGGUGAUGAUUGCGCAUGCGUCCGGUUCAGACCAGAUGUUAAUGCAGAUUGAACCGAGUCUGAUGCAGGAGUACUGGUUAAGGUGCGGCGGGUCCACGUCUUAUCAGACGCAGCUCAUGACCGUUGAUGGUGGUGGAGGAAGGAAUUUGACGGCUGGGGAAGAAUCCCGGGCCGGUGGUGGUUCUUCCACGCCAAGGCAGCGGAGACGGAAGGAUGAAGGAGAAGAACAAACGGUGUUGGUGGCGGCGUUAAGGACGGGAAACACAGAUCUACCACCUGACGAUAACCAUACUUGGCGUAAAUAUGGCCAAAAGGAAAUUCUUGGUUCUAGGUAUCCUAGAGCGUACUAUAGAUGCACCCACCAAAAGUUAUACAAUUGCCCGGCCAAGAAACAAGUCCAACGCCUCAACGAUGAUCCUUACACCUUCCGAGUCACUUACCGUGGCUCACACACUUGCCACAUCUACUCAACCGCUCCCACAGCUUCCGCUGCCGCCCCCACCGCUCCAGUUUCAUCGACAACCGUGACCACCAGCCAUUCCGUUGACAACGGUCUUGCCGUCCUCGACAUGGACGACGCUAUGUUUGGUAGCGGAGGGAUCGGAACCAACAUGGAUUUUAUAUUUCCUUUGAACGAUCCACAUGAGCAUCAUCAUCACCGUUUCCGGCUGGAUGACGACGAUGGAGACAAAUAG
Microthlaspi erraticum is the source of this 879-nucleotide messenger RNA. The record is from the annotation of a GenBank genome assembly. Lineage: Eukaryota; Viridiplantae; Streptophyta; Magnoliopsida; Brassicales; Brassicaceae.